GCUGUCAGGCGUCACAAGAUGGCGGCGGCCAUACCGGGCUGCGCUGAGGGGCCGAGUGCGCAGGGAGUGGCCGCGCCCGGGGGCCGUCUCCGCCGCUAGUCCGCCGGGCGUUCGGGGCGCGGGGCCGAGGAGAGGCGCGCCGGCGGCGGGGAGGGCCCAGCCGAGCCAUGGAGAAUGCCGGCGGCGGCGGAGGAGGAGGCGGAGGCGCAGGUGGCAGCAACGUCCCCGCCUUCCUCACCAAGCUGUGGACCCUGGUCGAGGACCCCGAGACGGACCCGCUCAUCUGCUGGAGCCCGAGCGGGAGCAGCUUCCACGUCUUCGACCAAGGCCAGUUUGCCAAGGAGGUGCUUCCAAAGUACUUCAAGCAUAACAACAUGGCCAGCUUCGUUCGGCAGCUCAACAUGUACGGUUUCCGAAAGGUGAUCCACAUUGAGCAGGGUGGUCUGGUGAAGCCGGAGAAGGACGACACUGAAUUCCAGCAUCCCUAUUUCAUCCGCGGCCAGGAGCAUCUCCUGGAGAACAUCAAGCGGAAAGUAACAAACGUCUCUGGCAUAAAGAACGAGGACAUCCGCGUUCGCCAGGACAGUGUCACCAAGCUGCUGACGGACGUCCAGGUGAUGAAAGGCAAGCAGGAGAGCAUGGACUCCAAGCUAGUAGCCAUGAAGCAUGAGAACGAGGCCCUGUGGCGGGAAGUGGCCAGUUUGCGGCAGAAGCAUGCCCAGCAGCAGAAGGUGGUCAAUAAGCUCAUCCAGUUCUUGAUUUCGCUGGUGCAGUCCAAUCGCAUUCUUGGGGUGAAGAGGAAAAUUCCCUUGAUGUUGAACGACAGCAGUUCGGGGCAUUCCAUGCCCAAGUACAGCCGCCAGUACUCGCUGGAGCGUGUCCACAGCCCGUCCCCCUACUCCGCCUCCUCCCCUCCUUACGCCGGGGCGAACCUGUACUCCCCCGACUCCUCCGCCAACUCGGGCCCGAUCAUCUCGGACGUGACAGAACUGGCCCAGUCCAGCCCCUCAGCCUCCCCCAGCAGCAGCUUCGACGAAAGGGAACUGCGGGGCCAGAAAUUGGUCCGUAUCAAAGAGGAGCCCCCCAGCCCCCCUCGCAGCCCCCGGCCUGAGGAGGCCAGCCCCGUCACGGCUCCUGCUGCCGCCGAAACCCCCCUCUCGCCCGCCGCCUUCAUCGACUCCAUCCUGCAGGAGGAGGAGUCCGGCAGCCCCGCAGGCCCCACCGCAGGCAGCGUCCUCGUGCAGCCCCCGCCCCCCGAAAAGUGCCUCAGCGUCGCCUGCCUCGACAAGAGUGAGCUCACUGACCACUUGGACACCAUCGAUUCCAACCUGGAUAACCUGCAGACCAUGCUGACGACCCACGGGUUCAGUGUAGACACGAGCGCCUUGCUAGAUCUCUUCAGUCCUUCCAUGACGGUGACGGACGUGAACUUGCCAGACCUGGACAGCAGCUUGGCCAGCAUCCAAGACCUCCUCUCGUCGCAGGAGCAACAGAAGCCCACGGAGACAGAAGCCUCCCCAGCAGACGCAGGCAAGCAGCUGGUGCACUACACCGCCCAGCCCCUCUUCCUGGUGGACUCCAGCUCCAUGGACGUCGGCGGGACGGACACGCCCAUUUUCUUUGAACUGGGGGAAGGGCCCUGCUUCAUGGAAGGAAACGACUACUUGGAGGACCCCACCAUCUCCCUCUUCUCCGGGACGGAGCACCCCAAGCCCAAGGACCCGGCCGUCUCCUAAGACCCAGCCCGCUCCAGCGGGGAGAGAGACUACCCCGGCCAGCGGCUGCCGCCUCGCGUUGCUCCGACGCGGCCACGAGCUUCCUGAUCUCUCUGGGGCUCUCCAGGGACGCAGGGGUUCCGCUUGUGUGUGUGUGUGUGUGCGCACGCGCGCUUCACGAGGUGUCCGGGGGCCCUCUUCUGGGAUGGCGGCUCUGGGCAGGAAGGGGGGUCUCUGGAGAAGGCACGGGUGCACUGGGCAGCCGCCGCCCGUGGAGUCUGGUGAGCACGCUUGGCCUGCUGUGUCCCUGGUGAUCCCCGCGCCGGACUGGGGGGCGGAGGGAACGCCUCUGGUGAGGACGGACGUGUUGGUUUCGAGCGAGAAAUAAAAGUGUGCCCCCCCCCAUGGGGGCUCGAGGGCCGGGUCCCCUUCUUGUGUCUGCCGUCCUGGAGGCUCCCAGAGGUCGGGGGGCACCCGUGUGAGAAGUCGCCCCUCCCUAACCCCCCCCCAUUCCUUUUGGAGUGUCCCCCCAUCGGGGUUUGUUUUCCUUGGCUUAGCAGUAAGAAUUUGUACAUUCACACUUUGAUUGUUACUAGAAGAAAUUGUAUUUUGGAUUUUUACAUGAGAGAAGAAGCCCCCUCCCUCGUCCCCCCAACCUUU
Messenger RNA from Gekko japonicus, 2375 nucleotides. It is a transcript of the gene HSF1, whose product is annotated as heat shock transcription factor 1. The record is from RefSeq and is a predicted model, not a curated record. Lineage: Eukaryota; Metazoa; Chordata; Lepidosauria; Squamata; Gekkonidae. Gene Ontology annotation, molecular function: sequence-specific DNA binding; DNA-binding transcription factor activity. Bases 168 to 1736 code for a protein of 522 amino acids. Gene Ontology annotation, biological process: regulation of DNA-templated transcription. The transcript is spliced from 13 exons.